UUGCAAAACGGGUCUCCAUCUCCCCAGAUGCCACCGAACCGCAAGAGGCGAGCACCAGCCAUGGAACCCGCGGCAGGAGGCGCCGGUCAGCAGCGCCAGAGCAAAGCUUCGGCGAGCAAGAAGGCAAAAAAGGGCGGCGGCAGCGGUGGGAGAUGGCCAGCGGUCAAGCCUAAGAAGGAUCUCCAGAUCAAUCGCCUCAAGGGCACCCAACUCCUCACCAUUCCAGACUUCUUCACUUCCACUGAGGCGAAGGCGUUCAUUGAUAUCACUGAGUCUAUGGGCUUCACGCACCAGGGCAGUUUGGGGCCACUAAAGGGAGAGGCUUACAGAGACAAUGAUCGGAUAUCUGUAACGGAUCCAUUGCUUGCUCAAGCCAUUUGGGAAUCAGGGAUAAACAGAAUAUUUACAGACAUCAACAUCUCUGGCAAAGUAGCUACAGGAUUGAAUUCAAAUAUCAGGUUCUACAGGUACACUGAAGGUCAGCGUUUUGGUAGGCAUAUUGAUGAGAGUGUUGACCUUGGGGAUGGUUCUAAAACAUAUUAUACGCUGUUAGUAUACCUUUCUGGCAAAGGAAGUGCAAAGGAUUCAUCAGGACAAGGUCUUGUUGGAGGGGAGACUGUCUUUUAUGAUCAAAGAGGUGGAGUUGUUGCUGAGGUUGCUCCAGUGCAAGGAAUGGCUCUCCUCCACCUGCAUGGCGCCAAAUGUAUGUUGCAUGAAGCCCGGGUUGUGAAAAAGAAUGCCAAGUAUGUACUCCGUUCAGAUGUUGUAUUCUCUUAGCUGGAGAAGUGCCUCAAGCUUGUUUCAGAUCAAUCAGUCGUCUGUGGGCUGUGGCACAAUGAAUCUGGGAAAUACUUCUAGUUAGUUCCCCAUUUGAAAAAGUUGACAUACAGUGAUACAAGAGGCUUGUAACCUUUGCAAUGUUGGAAUUGAUCAUUUGACAUCAGAAUCACGUUUUCUUCUGUUGCUGCA
Setaria italica (foxtail millet) is the source of this 969-nucleotide messenger RNA. RefSeq lists its product as uncharacterized. Gene Ontology annotation, molecular function: iron ion binding; L-ascorbic acid binding; procollagen-proline 4-dioxygenase activity. Bases 28 to 777 code for a protein of 249 amino acids. Lineage: Eukaryota; Viridiplantae; Streptophyta; Magnoliopsida; Poales; Poaceae. Gene Ontology annotation, biological process: peptidyl-proline hydroxylation to 4-hydroxy-L-proline. The record is from RefSeq and is a predicted model, not a curated record. The transcript is spliced from 4 exons. Gene Ontology annotation, cellular component: endoplasmic reticulum.